AUGGGCGCCUAUCUCUCUGGGCACCUAUCUCUAGGGGCGAUCAUCUCUAGGAGCGGGCACCUAUCUCUAGGGGCGCCUAUCUCUAGGGGCGCCUAUCUCUAUGGCCGCCUAUCUCUAGGUGCACCUAUUUCUAGGGGCGCCUAUCUGUAUAGGCGCCUAUCUCUACGGGCGACUAUCUCUAGGGACUCCUAUCUCUAUGGGCGCCUCUCUCUUUGGGCGCCUCUCUCUAGGGGCGCCUAUCUCUAUGGGCGCCUCUCUCUAGGGGCGCCUGUCUCUGUGGGUGCCUAUCUCUAUGAGCGCCUAUCUCUAUGGGCGCCUAUCUCUGUGGGCGCCAAUCUCUAUGGGCGCCUAUCUCUAUGGGCGCCUCUCUCUAGGGGCGCCUAUCUCUAUGGGCGCCUCUCUCUAGGGGCACCUGUCUCUAUGGGCGCCUAUCUCUAUGGGCGCCUAUCUCUUUGGGCGCCUAUCUCUAUGGGCGCCUAUCUCUAUGGGCGCCUAUCUCUAUGGGCGCCCAUAUCUAUGGGCGCCUAUCUCUACUGGCGCCUAUAUUUAUGGGCGCCUAUCUUUAGGGGCACCUAUCUCUAG
Molecule: messenger RNA, 582 nt
Organism: Closterium sp. NIES-65
Lineage: Eukaryota; Viridiplantae; Streptophyta; Zygnematophyceae; Desmidiales; Closteriaceae
Source: the annotation of a GenBank genome assembly